Molecule: messenger RNA, 1632 nt
Organism: Armigeres subalbatus
Lineage: Eukaryota; Metazoa; Arthropoda; Insecta; Diptera; Culicidae
Exons: 7
Coding region: 246-1571 (441 amino acids)
Cellular component (GO): extracellular region
Molecular function (GO): chitin binding
Source: RefSeq, a predicted model, not a curated record
UAUUCAUAUCGUUGAUAAGAUGUGUUCUACUGGAGGAUGCGAAUAAUUACGUGAAUUUGUUCAGGACUCAGAGAUCUUGUAGUAAAUUAGAAUACUACGAUAGGCUACAACACAAAUGUCGGGAAUUCCCGGGUGGGGGAUAUCUUGUAAUCGUUGAUCAUUCUGCUAAAUGUACCGAUGGAGAUAGCGGCUUACAUACCUUCAACAGGAAUGACUUUUAUUACGUUUGCCACAGGGAUGGAGUCAUGAUUGGAAUGUGCCCGAAUAACAUGAAAUUCAACGAUACCAUAGGGCGAUGCAUACCACGAGUUGACGAGUCGCGUUAUACAAUCAGGAUUUAUGAUGAAUCGGAGAAUUGUGGAAUUAUGAUUCCUGAUUGCAACAAGGAUGGUAAAUUUCCAGUUCCUGCAAACUGUUCUUUUUACUACGAUUGCCAGAGGAAUAAUCACAACUACCUACAAUAUGUUUAUAAAUGCCCAUGUGAAACUAUGUACCAUCCAGAUCUCCAUCGCUGUGUUCCGAUGACAAAUUGUUACGUAGACCACUAUGCCAUGUUUGACCGAUUCGAUGAUGAAUUCUUCCCGAAGUGCGUCUUGCAAGGUCAAUUUCGAACUUCUAGGAAUUGCAAUCUGUACUAUCGAUGUGUACCCAACAUGGAUGGGUCAUUCUUUCAAAUCAGAUAUGAAUGCCCAGCAAUGAUGUUCUACAACAUAGAACUGGAACGAUGUCAAACAAAAUACCUCACCAACUGCGAUUACAUACCGUGGAGAACAAUUGUGAAAAAUUAUGCUCUAAAGCAUGACUUAAGUUGUGACCACUGCGAACCGCUAUACACGACUUCAAUCAGCACCCUAAAUACAACGAUAUCAACGAACGGCCCAUGUACGUGUUCUCCUACUACUGAAUGUUUUCGAAGUACCACCGUACCCAUGUUUGAUACAACAAAUGGAACAUCUAGCACUCCAGAAGGGACAACAGACCCAACUGACAUAACCAGCACAUUUUUUCGCACUCGAUCAGAUACUGAGGAUAUUAGUCAAACAGAAACUUAUACUAACUCCAUUAGUACAACUGACUCGGGCGCAACUAUCACAGAUACUACCCAUCCUACAGAUGAGAUAGAAAACCCUGAAGUAACAAGUAGCGUCGAGAGUAGCACUACUGAUCCAGAUGAAAGGACAACCAGUGCACAAUAUUCUACCCACAGCUCGUCCGAAGACUACGACAGCUACGAGAUAUUCACGUGGGACGACCGGUCAUGGCGCCGAACAAAGACACCUCCGGCAUUUCCCAGCCAAGCGACUGCCUUCAAGAAAAAUGGGACCCUGGACCAACCGGUGCGGUGCGUCAACAACCGCCAGGGAGGGCUGACGUGCGAUGGAGUAGAGGGAAACCCGAAUGGGUGGAUUGAAAUACCAGGCUACUCCAUACGCUAUCAAAGGCGGGUGGGUAACGGUGACAAACCGAACAAACAAUUGAACGCCGAUGUGAACCUGCGGCUGCGAUAUCCUCAGAUGUACAGGUUUGAAGCGUACCCGAAAAGGCGAAAAGUGGAAGUGAUAAAUUCAUAAGAUUGAGAAGUCUCGUGCUAAAAUGAAAGCAUUGUCAAUAAAAAAAUGUUCUAGAAAUAGG